AUGGAGAAAGGCAAUAUUACUGUGAUGACAGACUUCUACUUGACCGAACUGUCUGACCAUCCCGAAGUACAGAUUGCCCUCUUUGUGGUGAUUCUGCUGAUCUACUUGACCACUCUAGCAGGGAAUGGGGCUAUUCUCAUGGCAAUAGGAACAGAUGCUCACCUCCAAACUCCAAUGUACUUCUUUCUCAGUAAUUUAUCACUGCUGGACAUCCUUUGUCCAACGGUCAUUGUACCAAAGAUGCUCCAGGUAUUCUUGUCAAAAGUCAAGAGAAUAUCAUUUGUUGGCUGCUUGCUGCAAUUAUUGUUCUUGAUUGAUGUGGUGGGUACCGAAAUCUUCUUGCUCGCAGUGAUGGCUUAUGAUCGCUAUGUGGCAAUAUGUAGUCCUCUACAUUAUGCCAACAUAAUGAAUAAACAGCGGUGUGUUCAAUUGAUGGCUGUGAUUUGGCUGUUGGGCUUAAUUAAUUCUAUGGUUCACACCUCACUGACCUUUAGGUUGUCUUUCUGUGGAUCUAAGAAACUCAACCAAUAUUACUGUGAUCUUCAUCCUGUGAGGGCUCUCUCUUGCACUUCUACUUACCUUCCUGAAGUUGUCCUUCUCCUUGUGGCUGGUAUUAUAGGAGGUGGGGCAUUUCUGAUCACUCUGAUCUCUUACAUCUACAUAAUUUCUACCAUCUUGAGCAUGCACUCCACU
Messenger RNA from Python bivittatus (Burmese python), 693 nucleotides. The record is from RefSeq and is a predicted model, not a curated record. NCBI's taxonomy places the organism in Eukaryota, Metazoa, Chordata, Lepidosauria, Squamata, Pythonidae.